AACAUAGAACUUUAAUGAUCAAUCUACGAUAGAGAAAUUUUUUUUUAAUUAACUUGAAUCUCCAUAUUUAAAUAAAAAAAUGGAGAUUAUGUUGCGAAGCUGCCUCCUCCCUUCAUCCGAUAGCUUAAUUAAGAACUUUAAUUUAAAAAUCAGAUGGAAAAGUCUCAUUGUAAGAGAAAAAAAACAUUUUUUAUUUUAUUCUACAAACUUAAAUCCAUAUUUUUAAAAAAGUUUAUUAUGCAUAAUAAAACUUAUUAUAGUUCUAUGUAAUUCUUUUAAUAUUUUUUUUUGAGAUGUAAAUUUAAGAAUUUGUUUGGAAAAGUUCUUUACAACGAUUUAUGAGACGACGAUUAUCGUAGUAAAUAUCUGCGCGGUUUCUUCGUCUUGGACGUGUUACCGGUACUACCUCUGGAGUUCCUCAUCGUGCUCUUCGAAUCGCUGUGGUAUCUGGCGACGUUGAACCUGCUGAAGAUAUUGUGGAUACGAACGAUCGUCGUUUACGCACGCAGACUUUAUUACGUCAGGAUUUCGUAUUUGAUUAUUGUUCCUUUUUCUCACCGCGUGACGAAAUCGAGAUCUUACACGCUCAAACAUGAAAAUUACAGGUAUACCGAGUUAAUUUCCAUCUGUACAAGAUAGCAGGGAUCAGCAUGAUCAUCGUCCUAUGCGUGCAUUGGGCCGCUUGUCUAGAGUAUUAUUUGCCGCUCACGGUCGCCAAGAUAGUCGGGCCGAAUGACGCCUCAUGGAUUCGAUCGCCCUACAUGGAGAAUAGGAGAACAAAAUUUGCAAUCUACUUAUCAUGUUUGAACAGAGCUAUUAUCGCCCUGGUCGGAUCUACGCAUUAUUUAAAUGUCAGCAGUCCGGAGGAUAUUAUAUAUAAUUUAAUUCUCUCUGUUCUCGGAGUAAUCGGAUUUAUUUAUUUGCUGGGUAUGCUCAUUAUGCUUAACUUAAUUUAAAAAGU
Messenger RNA from Monomorium pharaonis (pharaoh ant), 961 nucleotides. RefSeq lists its product as uncharacterized. The coding region runs from base 651 to 956 and encodes 101 amino acids. The transcript is spliced from 2 exons. Lineage: Eukaryota; Metazoa; Arthropoda; Insecta; Hymenoptera; Formicidae. The record is from RefSeq and is a predicted model, not a curated record.